Sciurus carolinensis (gray squirrel) is the source of this 6448-nucleotide messenger RNA. It is a transcript of the gene Zdhhc23, whose product is annotated as zinc finger DHHC-type palmitoyltransferase 23. The record is from RefSeq and is a predicted model, not a curated record. Lineage: Eukaryota; Metazoa; Chordata; Mammalia; Rodentia; Sciuridae. Gene Ontology annotation, molecular function: protein-cysteine S-palmitoyltransferase activity. The transcript has 5 exons. Gene Ontology annotation, biological process: peptidyl-L-cysteine S-palmitoylation; protein targeting to membrane. The coding region runs from base 640 to 1929 and encodes 429 amino acids. Gene Ontology annotation, cellular component: endoplasmic reticulum; Golgi apparatus.
GGCACCCGGAAGCGCGAGCGGACUUGCCGCGCCGAGCCGGGCCGGCGGGGACAGUACCGGGAGGCGCGCGCCGCCGGGGCCGGGCAGGCUGUGCUCACAGGUGGGCAGCUGCGGCGUGGGCACGAUCCAGCGGAGCCCGGGUCCCCGACUCCAGCUGUCACGUCCGGAGCCCCGCGGAGUUGAGAUCGAGAGACGCAUCCGCGCCGGUGGUGGAGUAGAGGCUUUUCCCCUCGGUCUCCGCCUCUUUCGCUGCAGCCGCACCUCCGUCGGGAGAGCAGGUAACUUCCCUUCCAAGGUCAUUCUCCAAGCGGGGCGGCGCUUGAGGCCCGCCCACGUCCUCCAGUUUGACAGGGGCGGUGGAGACGCGCUCAGCGGGAGACUGGACGGCGACCUCGAGGCUGCCGGGGAACCUGGUGCCGUUCCCCCAGCCGGUUGGCGGCUCCAGCGGCGGGGCGCGUUCGCUGGUUGAGCAAGCACACGCUUCGCUGCUCCCUGCACCCCCGGGGCGUUGACGUUCAUCAGAGAGAGGCGUGGAUGUAUUUACAAGAUAUGAGUUGGGUUCUUUCCACCUUUACCUUCUGAGGGCUGCAUACUCCUCAUGGUGACAGGUGCAAGUCACAGCACAGAAGGGCAGUCAGUAUGAAGUCAGUGAAGAAAAAGAAAACCGAAGAACCUGAAUUGGAACCCCUGUGCUGCUGCGAAUACAUAGAUCGAAAUGGGGAAAAGAACCACAUGGCUGCUUGUUUGUGUGAUUGUCAAGAUCUCGAUGAAGGGUGUGAUAGAUGGCUUACAUGUAAAUCAGUGCAGCCAGAGACUUGUGAAAGAAUCAUGGAUACAAUUUCUGAUCGCCUCCGAAUUCCAUGGCUUAGGGGAGCCAAAAAAGUUAACAUUAGCAUCAUUCCUCCACUCAUCCUUCUGCCUGUCUUCCUUCACGUGGCUUCCUGGCAUUUCCUCCUGGGGGUGGUGGUUUUGACCUCCCUUCCUGUGCUGGCACUGUGGUACUACUACCUCACUCACAGAAGGAAAGAACAGACUCUGUUUUUCCUGAGCCUUGGACUGUUCUCAUUGGGCUACAUGUACUAUGUGUUCCUGCGGGAAGUGGUUCCCAGAGGGCGUGUGGGGCCCACUCGGCUGGCUGUUGUUACCUGUGGGUUAUUUCUGAUACUCCUAGCCUUGUACAGAGCCAAGAAGAAUCCAGGCUACCUCAGCAAUUCAGCAAGCAAUGACAAAUCCUUAAGCAGCAGCCAAAACGAAUGUCUGAGCAAAAAAGGGCAGGAAAAGACCAAAGGGUUCCCUGGAGCUGACAUGUCGGGCAGUCUCAACAACCGCACACUGAAGGAUGAUCUUAAGGGCUCCUCCAGGAUGUUGGCCAGUAGCCCCACCAAGGUGAAGGAGGACUGGUGUGCCAAGUGCCAGCUGGUGCGACCAGCCCGGGCCUGGCAUUGCCGAAUCUGUGGCAUCUGUGUAAGGAGAAUGGAUCAUCAUUGUGUCUGGAUAAACAGCUGCGUUGGAGAAUCAAAUCAUCAAGCAUUUAUUCUUGCCCUUUUGAUCUUCUUGCUCACUUCGGUGUACGGGAUAAUGCUGACUUUGGAUACUAUUUGUAGAGAUAGAAGUGUCUUCACUGCCCUUUUUUAUUGUCCUGGAGUUUAUGCAAAUUACAGCUCGGCCCUGUCUUUCACCUGUGUAUGGUACUCUGUGAUCAUCACAGCGGGUAUGGCCUACAUCUUCCUGAUCCAGCUGAUAAAUAUCAGCUACAAUGUGACCGAGAGGGAAGUCCAGCAGGCCCUUCGACAGAAGACGGGGCGCCGGCUCCUCUGUGGGCUCAUCGUGGACACAGGCCAGUACAAUAGGGGCUUCCUGCGGAACUGGCACCAGUUCUCCACCCUGGGCACACGUGCAUUCCACCACCCUGCCGAGGACAUCGUCUGAAGUGCCUUCUGUGUGGCUCUGCGGGGUGGCUCCUCCCUCCAACUCCUUUCCAUUUUACACUUCAGUGUCCAUGCAGGAUGUUCAUUUUUAUCCCCAGUUUCUUACAGGCAUUCUAGGGCCAUGCUCAGGUUUGGAUACUGGACUGGAGUGAAAUUAAUUUUUCUGACUUCACAACAUAAGAGAUUUUUAUAUUGAAGCAGUAAAAGCCGAGCCAUUCUUUUCCAGUCACCUUACUAAUUGACGGAAUCACCAGAGAUUGAAAAGGAUAUGGAUUGCUAAUGCACAAAUUAAUAUAAGCAAUUCUCAUCCUUUAGCAUGGGAGAAGGAGUUUUGGAUUAGGAGAGCUUCUAGUCCCUUUUCAAUUUUUAAUAGCCAUGUGACCUUUAGUUGAGUCACUUUCCCAAGUCUCAGGUUCAUCUGUAGCAUGGGGUACUGAUGCCUGCCUUGGCUACUUCACAGAGCCGUCAUGAAGGUCACAGGUGGGUCAUGCAGGGGUCACGUGAGGAUGAGGGAUGUGGAAAACACUAUGAAACAAAGUACCUGGAUAUGUGAAAUGUUAUUAGGAAAAUCCCAAGACUGAAGAAAAAUGUUUGUAGUUCAGAAUACUGUAGCCAAUAUUAGGGUAAUCGGUUUUCAGCAUAUAACAUUUUGUACAAUUAUGGGAAUUUCUCCUUAAGUAUUAGACAUUAUCUGCUCACACGGGAUAGGAGAUGAGAUGAACUGACUCUGGUCAUCUGAUCUUAAAAGGACAAUUGAUCACAAUGAUAAAGAUAGUAUAAUGUGUACUGGUCAUGAGUAAGGAAAUGAGUUAUUUUUAUUUUUUUAUGUGUUGAAUUUACUGUAACAAACUUCAAAAGGCAUUGAUGUUUUUUCCUCUUUCUGUGUUUCACCUGGUAAGGUGCUAGCACACAUGAUGGUGGCUGGAAGAGGAACAGACACUCUUAUGGGUACACGCUAUUCUCUUUCCUGGUAGGGAGACUAAUUAAUAUUAAGGGCUUGGUUUGUUGUUGUUGUUGUUGUUGUUCACAUAUGUAUUUUAAGCACUGUAACUUUAUAGCACCAAAUUGCAAAAACCAGUCAUGUGGCAUUCACAUUAUUCUGUUAUUACUGUCUUUGAGAAGUUGAUUGAUACCUUCCCACUUACACAUUACUUUCCAUUCACUCUUUACUACAUAAAGUAUCUCACUAGGAGAGAAAAACAGGGUAUAUGUGGUUUCCACUCAUUAAUGGAUUACUGUUCUUCCCUCAUUUUCUCCAGAAUAAUAAAUUGUUUCUUUAAUUAUAUCUCAAAACUGAAAAUGUAUAAGAUGGAAUAUUUAUGUAGAAUGGGUCAUUCUGCCAUAGAAUUAAGAGUGAGUUUCAUAUAAGGAAAAUACACUCUUGAAAUUUUUGGUUUUAUACAUGUACCAUUCUGCAAUCCCAAAGAUAAUUCUUGAGUCCUUAAAUUUGCCUUGGCUUAUUGCUUAAUAUAGGGGAAAUAUUGCUAGCUUUUUCCAUCAGUCUGUGCAUGCUGCUUUAGCAAUAGAUUUGUACAUGUUGAGAGGAAAUACCACUUCCUAUAAUUCCGGGUAGCACCAUCCCUAGUCUUGUCAUUAGUUGGGAUUCUCCUUAAGACAUUGUCAUUAUGUUUUUAUUCAGGCAUGUCAUUGCUCUCCCCAGAGAUAGAUUGUUUAACAAAUGAUAGGCUCUGCUUUCCACUAGGAUGAGCCAAAGAACCAGCCUGGGGAUGCCAGCAGACACUGUGGUUUUUACAGUGAUGCCCUCUCUCUGGCCCAGAGUCAAAUAUUCAUUUAGAAUUAAAGUUGGCUCUGAUAUAAAUAAUUUCUUUCUGUGCAGGUUUGAGAUUGAGAGCUGGUAGUAAUGUCAAAGACAGCAUUAUGUGGGCAGAAAUUGGUAGUUCUCAUGCAUCUCAAACCACAGCUAAAUAGCCAACUCUGAUUAUCUCACAAUUGAUAACAAAAAUUCAUAUACAUUAGUCAUUUAUAGUAGCUCACCAAAUCAUGAACAACAAUCGAAAUGUGAGCUGGGCACAGUGGCACACGCUUGAAAUCCCAGCAGCUUGGUAGGCUGAGACAAGAGGAUUGCAAGUUCAAAGCCAGCCUCAGCAAUUUAGCAAGACCCUGUCUCAAAAUAAAAAAAUUAAAAGGGCUGGGGAUGUAACUCAGUGGUGAAGUGCCCCUGGGUUCAAUCCCCCAGUACCAAAAAAUAUAAUGAUGAGUAGUACAAAAAGACCAAAGUCAUCAGGGAGAAUCAGGAAUGAUCACUAUCUCUGUGACUGCUCACUCCUAACAUGAUUACCUGGAUGAGGCAACUCGGUUUCUUUUACUUGGAUGGGAACUGCUUAGAUAUUAUUCUGGCUUAUUGGAAUUAAGAUGCUUGUUUUAAGUUCCUUAAGAACUCAUGAUUGUCAGUUUACUGAAGAAAGCUCAAACCUGUAAAAAGAUCAUUGGUUUUUGUGGAGUAAAAAAGCCUUCUGAAGUGUUUGUACCAAGAGGAGCAGCAAACGAGGGGCUGAUGUGCAGUGUUUCUGCAGUCUGCAAUAUCCUUGCUCUUUGCUUGUAGACUUUUGAACCAUUUUAUAAUCUGGAGCCACCUAAGGGAUUUCAUUAUAGGCCUUGGUUUCCUCUGGACGGCAGGAGAAUUUAUUGUGGAGGGAGUGUUUGUAAGGACAAGGCCUUUGCAUGAGUCACCCCAGAGAAAUAUCUGGUGGUGGUGGCAGUGGAGAAUUGCCCUGCAAACCUGUAUCCCAGCAUUCCGUUGGCCAUAAGAACAAGCCUUCUUUCCCCGACCCCCAUGUUAUUCUAAAGAAGCAGAUCCCCUUCUGGUUGCCACACAUCCCUAGACUCUAUUAAGAAACAUUCUGGAUGUGAAGCUUAAUAAAUUACCCAAUAUAUUCUGGCCACUUACAUAAUUAUCACACCACUGUGUACUUUCUUGAGGAAGAGGAAUGAGUCCAUUUGAAAGACUCAAGGGACAAAUAGUUAAGGGCCAGAAUUGGACAAAAAGGAGAAAAUCCUUCAAUAUUUAAAUGUUGCUUAGGAUACCCACAAAAAACUCUGUGGUUCUAGCUGGGUGCUUCUUUGAAAUGAGCAGAAUGUUAACAAUGCCUCUUUGGUAGAUUACUCCCAUGCUGCUAAAGCAAAGCCUUAAGUGUGUUUUUGGGAUAGUGUGCUGCUUGUUUCACCUUGGCUAUGUUUGUGUCUGAAUUUGGGAUGUUGUAAAUCUUUGCUAUCCGCAUACUAUUUUCCUUUGGUGAAUGAAGUGAUUGUUUUCCACUGUGCCAUCUGCCUAGAAGUAAGAUUGCUACAAACUUUCUCUUAUGCAAUAGUCCUUGGUACUUCUAAUGUUUUUAAAAAGAGAAAAUUUUCUAGGCUAGAAUCUUUCACUGCCAGAAAACACAAUGCCAGUAAGAUUCUAUGUAAUACUGACUUAUUUCCUUGGUUAGGACAUUAGCUUUUUAUUGUGUAGCUCAAUUAAUAGAAGCAAAAAUAUGACACUAGAAGCACAGUUUUAACCAGGAUAUUUAAAAAUCAAUGUUCUGUGAGGUUUAAGGAUCUCUGUAAACUAGGUAAAUAGGUUUAUAUGAAUUCAUUUUAGCCAUAUUUCGGUACCCUACAUUUUGAAGAGAAGAAUUUUCUCAAAUAAGCAGUGGAUGGUAAGAGUCUUUUGCUUGAGGCACCCAUUUGGGAUCCAGUGUUCUCAGCAGCAGCUUGACAAGUGUGCCAUUUUAUAUCCAGCACUGCAAAGGUGAUGCCAGGGAGAAUCAAAGCCAUGCCGAACUUUAUACUGAAUAAGGCUCGUAUGCUCUUGUGGAUGUUUGCUGUGGUUAAUAUACACUCUUUGCAGAGUCAACUAAGUGUAAGCCUGUUGCUAGUGCAGUUACCCACACUCUGGCCGGCUCUAAGUGUUUCCCUGGAGUACCAGCAGUAGGCCACAGACUAAAUGGUUAAUGGAGACACAUUUCUUAGAGGCUGUGUCCAUCUCCAAAUUGGGCUUGUGACUUACUAGGGCUCUAACCUUCAAAUAGCACCUUUAACUUCUAGAAAUUAAUAUUUAUAAGGCAAAGCUUUAAAACCCCAGCUAGUCUAUUCUAAUUGUUGAUGUAACUGAGGUUCUAUGUUUCUUUAGCUGGAUCCACAGACAAGAUGCCAUGUUACAGAGCUUUUAAGCUCAACUUGUGAUCCUUUUAUCUGAUUUGAUGGUUUGAGAUGUUUGGGGCCGCUUCAUUUGAUUACAUUUCUGGGCCUGAUGUUGGACUAAAGGAAACCCAGGAAUACUUACCUAAUAUUAAAAAUUCAAUAUUUAAUGGAACUGGCCCAACAACAUUAAAGGGAAUUUCUGAAGCCAAGCUGGAGGCCAUGGGCCAUAUAUUGCACUGUUUUUAUACCUGUAUUCUUAUCCUCUUAACCACCUCAGAAUCAGACACAAGGCCUUUUAAAUGGAGAUUUUACAAAUUACUGCCAUUUGUGUAAAUUGAUGUCCUGUGACCAAGUUGUUUAAAUGGAAAAUAAAGUGCUUU